Molecule: messenger RNA, 3307 nt
Organism: Malania oleifera
Lineage: Eukaryota; Viridiplantae; Streptophyta; Magnoliopsida; Santalales; Ximeniaceae
Product: DEAD-box ATP-dependent RNA helicase 28-like
Exons: 22
Coding region: 680-2881 (733 amino acids)
Molecular function (GO): RNA helicase activity; nucleic acid binding; ATP binding
Source: RefSeq, a predicted model, not a curated record
UUUGAUUCUUCUUUCAUUCUCUGCGUUCUUACUUCCCAGUUCCCGUUCACUUUCGUUCAGGGUUUCAGACUUAUAUUUUUCGUUGCCGUUGUCGAUUGCCGCCCAUCGCUCGCUCGCGGAGCCUUGUGAGUCUGUGACAACCCUCGCCUAGCGGUGUUGCCGUACCUUCGCCAGUUCGCUGUUCGCCCAUCGCUUUCUCGCUCGAGUCGCUCGUCGUCACAGUGGUUUCGCUUUCGUCGUUGUCGACUGCCGGCCAUCACACGCUCGCCGCUUCGCGUCCCGAACCACGGAACCAGGUCCAAUCCUUUAUAUACAUCAUAAUCCAGUCAACACACGGGCCACGACUGUCCACCCACAAAAAAACCGUAAUCGCUCUCCUCUCAGGCUCUCACUCUCUCAGUCCUCUCCUUUGCCGGCCUCCCUCGUCCCUUCUGCUGGUGCAUCGGCUCUGCUGCCUGCUGCGAAUGAUCUGGUCCUCGAGCUCAAUAGGCGUGAGCUCCCCCAGCUCCACAGAUGACUCUCCUCCACAGGCGUGAGCCUCCCCAGCUCCAAAGAUGUUGCAAAGCCGUGGUGGGAUUUGGAGUUGCUGCAACCCACCCGGACCCGGCCUGCUCGCUCGUUUUGCCACCCCUACUCUCAAGGAAGCAAAGGUCACAUUCCGCCGGUUUGUGUUGCCUCCAUGGCCCCAAGUUUCGUAUUCGAAGCGCCCAGCGACGAACAACUCGAGCACGAGCUAGACGAUGAAGAAGACCAAGAACGAAAGGUGGAAGGAAGCUCUCCCCUUCGCAAAUCCCAAUCGCCAUGGGACUUAGCCUCCUACUCUGAAUCGGCCGCGGAUGAGCAUGCUCGUUGUAACACCACUUCCAUCGAUUACAAGAUUUCCAAAGCCUUUACCGAACGCUGUGCACACAACACUCAUCCCUUUGAUGAUGACAACGACGACUUCGAACCAACUAAGCAAGAGGAGUAUGAACCAGAUGAAGAUGAUGAUGACGCAAGUACUAAAGACGGCGACAGCAAGCCAUUCUUUGCGUUGCCUGAGGGAGCUUCUUUCCAAGCAAAUUCGUUCAUGGAGCUUAAUCUUUCUCGGCCAUUGCUCCGAGCCUGCGAAGCUUUGGGAUACUCUAAGCCUACCCCAAUUCAGGCAGCGUGCAUACCAUUAGCAUUAACCGGGCGUGAUAUUUGUGGGAGUGCUAUUACUGGUUCCGGAAAAACAGCUGCCUUCACCUUACCUACCUUGGAGCGGUUAUUGUUUCGGCCAAAACGAAUGCCAGCAAUUAGGGUACUUAUUCUUACUCCAACCAGGGAGUUGGCUGUGCAGGUUCAUAGUAUGAUAGGAAAGGUUGCUCAAUUUACGGAUAUAAGAUGCUGUUUGGUAGUUGGUGGGCUUUCAACAAAGGAACAAGAGGCAGCCUUGAGGUCAAUGCCUGAUAUUGUUGUGGCAACUCCAGGACGUAUGAUAGAUCACCUACACAAUUCUAUGUCUAUCGACUUAGAGGAUCUUGCAGUUUUAAUCCUUGAUGAGGCAGAUCGUCUUUUGGAGCUUGGAUUUAGUUCUGAAAUUCAUGAGCUGGUACGUCUGUGUCCUAAACGGAGACAGACCAUGUUAUUUUCAGCUACAAUGACAGAAGAAGUUGACGAGCUCAUCAAGAUUUCUUUAACUAGACCUGUACGCCUCUCAGCUGAUCCUUCAACAAAACGGCCAACAACAUUGACUGAGGAGGUGGUUAGGAUACGCCGAAUACGUGAAGUAAAUCAGGAGGCCGUGCUUCUUGCUUUGUGCUCUAAGACGUUCACAUCUAAAGUGAUCAUUUUCAGUGGAACAAAACAGGCUGCACAUAGAUUGAAGAUUUUAUUUGGUUUAGCUGGCUUUAAAGCUUCUGAGCUUCAUGGAAAUCUUACUCAAGUUCAGCGUCUUGAUGCUUUGGAACUAUUCAGGAAGCAGCAGGUGGAUUUUUUGAUUGCAACUGAUGUUGCUGCUCGUGGACUUGACAUAAUUGGGGUCCAAACUGUUAUAAAUUAUGCAUGCCCUCGUGAUAUUACUAGCUAUGUUCAUCGAGUAGGUCGCACAGCAAGAGCUGGUAGAGAAGGAUAUGCUGUUACAUUUGUCACUGAUAAUGAUCGAUCUCUCUUAAAAGCUAUUGCAAAGAGAGCUGGUUCGAAGCUGAAGAACCGAAUUGUUGCUGAGCAAUCAAUAACUAAAUGGCUUCAGCAUAUUGAGAAAAUGGAAGAUCAAGUGGCAGCGAUUCUUCAAGAAGAGAGGGAAGAGAGAGCUCUCAGAAAAGCUGAAAUGGAAGCAACAAAGGCAGAAAAUAUGAUUGUACAUAAGGAUGAAAUUUAUUCACGUCCUAAAAGAACUUGGUUUGCUACAGAAAAGGAGAAAAGACUUGUAGCUAAGGCAGCAAAGGCAUCUGUGGAAAAGGAUAAAAGUUCUGGGACAGAGGUUAUCAGUGCCCAACAAGCUGAAGACCUCAAAAUGAAAGAAAAGCGAAAGCGAGAGCGUGAGAAAAACUUGCCCCGUAAGAAGCGGCGUAAAUUGGAAGCUGCUAGGGAGAGGUUGGAGGAUGAAAGUCAAAAUGAUCAGCUUGAAGAAGGUAGUAGAAAAAAUAAGAAAGAAAAAAAGGGGAUAUCACUUGUUGAUCUGGGUUAUCGACAAGCAAAAGCAGUUAAGGCUGGAAAGAAGGCCCAGGAUGCUGGAAGGAUGGUGCGAAAAGUUGGCAAGAAAUGUAAACAUACUUCUCAAAGAGUUCAAUCAAGGGCAGAAGAGAUGGAGGAGCUGUUCCAGAGUGACAUGAGUGAGAGAAAGCAAAAACGGAGCAUUGCUGGGAGGAAAAAGUCAAAGAAUUCAUUUAAGAGCAAAUCACGGUACAAACGUAGGUAGCAUUGUUGAGUUGGCAGUCUGUAAUUCUUAUUAUAUAUUCUUUAAGCAGAAGGGAAGCUCCUGCAACUUCAUUUUACUGCAGUAAAGAUACGAUUCUGAAGGUAGUGUGGGUAUCCAUGCGUCAGAAAUGUUAGGAGAGCCAAUUUAUUGAGUGUUCCUCAAUGUCCAGGGAUGAUGACUGUCAAAUAUAAUUGGUUUUUUUUUGUUCGUAUUUGAAGUAGUUUAAUUUAACUAUCACCCAUGCUUAAUUAAAAAACAAGGACCGGGCAUCAAAGAAUCAAAGUGAGUCAAUUUUAUUUUAGCAAGUUCUGAAGCAGCCUUUCUUUCAUUCAGUGUAGAGGUAAAAUUUCUAGGUGGAAAAAUGUAAUAGUUGUGCUAACGUCUUGCCUUUUUUGACAGUAAUUUAAUAAAUUGUAUUAAGUUCAA